Porites evermanni is the source of this 302-nucleotide messenger RNA. The record is from the annotation of a GenBank genome assembly. Lineage: Eukaryota; Metazoa; Cnidaria; Anthozoa; Scleractinia; Poritidae.
GGUAACCAGAACAACAAGGUAACGGGGCAACCAGGGCAACAAGGCAACAAGGCAACAGGGCAACAAGGGCAACAAGGCAACAGGGCAACAAGGCAACAUGGUAACAGGGCAACCAGGGUAACAAGGCAAUAAGGUAGCCUGCGUAGCAGCCGUCGAAAGGGGUAGGGGAUAGGGAAUAGGGAGGAAGGGAAAAUGGAGAGGGUGCCACACAGGCUAGCAACAGGGAAACAAGGGCAACAGGGCAACAAGGGCAACAAGGGCAACAGGGUAACAGGGCAACAAGGCAACCAGGGCAACAGGGC